Acanthochromis polyacanthus (spiny chromis) is the source of this 9848-nucleotide messenger RNA. RefSeq names its product bone morphogenetic protein receptor type-2-like. Gene Ontology annotation, biological process: BMP signaling pathway; cellular response to growth factor stimulus; protein phosphorylation. Lineage: Eukaryota; Metazoa; Chordata; Actinopteri; Pomacentridae. The transcript has 20 exons. Gene Ontology annotation, molecular function: ATP binding; transforming growth factor beta receptor activity. Gene Ontology annotation, cellular component: plasma membrane; signaling receptor complex. The coding region runs from base 335 to 4042 and encodes 1235 amino acids. The record is from RefSeq and is a predicted model, not a curated record.
CCGGAAGCUCAGUGCGUGUGAGUGUGCUCGGCUUCACGGUCUGGAUGCGGCAGUAGACAAACGGAGUGCAGCUUCAUUUCUGCGAAUUUUCAGAUUCUACCGGAGAAUCCUGCGUCUAACCCGGACCUUUACCGGGCCGAACCGAGCCGAACACAACCGACCCGCUCCGAACAGAGCCGAACCGAGCCGGGCCCGAAUAAAGACGGAGACGGAGACAGACGGGCUUCAUCUCCUCCUGCAGAGCCGAGCAGAGUCUUCCUCACCGAGAUGCUGAGAUCGUGGUUCCUGCAGGAGAAUCUGAUCCAGGAUCAGUGAUCUGCUCAGUGGAUCCAACAUGGCUUCAGCGCUACCAGUGUGUCUGUUUGUUCUUCUGGUGCCUGCUGCCACCGGUCUGCAGUCGGAGGACUCAGACGGUCCACUUUGCGCCUUUGCUGACAGCCUGCAGGGGGUGGAGCCAACUCCAACCAAUGAGCUGCGAGGAGUGGUUCAGGAGAACGGUACAAUUCGCUGCAGCCGCGGCUCCCGCUGCUAUGGAUUGUGGGAAAGACAAGGCGACGGGGAGAUGCAGCUGCUGAACCAAGGUUGUUGGCGUCACGUCGGCCACCACCAGGAGUGUCAUGGCGACCGCUGCGUCCUCGUGUCCCGGCCUCCGUCUGCGAUGCUCAAGUCCAACUACCGCUUCUGCUGCUGCAGCCGCGACCUCUGCAACGCCAACUACACUGAGGCCCCGCCCACCGCUGACACGCCCGCCCUGCGGCUGAUGAAGCCGGACGGCCGCGAGAAUGGGCCGACAGGUGAGUGGACAGAUCACCAUCUGACACUGGAGGAGACGGCGCUCGUUGCCUUGGUAACCGUUGCCGUAUCAGCCAUCCUCAUCGUGGCACUGUUUCUGGGAUACCGCAUGAUGAAAAGGAAGCAGAAACACAACGUGUCUACUGAGGAUGUGAUGGAGGCAGGAAACAGCCAAUCAGCUGUCGACCUGGACAACCUGAAACUGAUGGAGCUGAUUGGUCGAGGCCGUUACGGUGCCGUGUACCGUGGAACCCUGAAGGAACGCUGCGUCGCCGUCAAGCUGUUCAGCUCAGCCAACCGGCAGAACUACGCCAACGAACGUUCCAUCUAUGGCCUGCCACUGCUGCAGCAGCACAACAACAUCGCUCGGUUCCUGAUGGCCGACGAGAACACGACGGCCGACGGACGACCAGAGUUCCUCAUCCUCAUGGAGUUCUACCCUCAUGUAAGACUGACGGGUUCUUCAGGGGCUGUCUGUCCCCGCUACCUGUCCAUCCACACGGUGGACUGGUCCACCUGCUGCAGGAUGACUCAUGGAGUCACCAGAGGACUGGCCUUCCUGCACACGGAGCUCUACAGAGCAGACCAGUACAAACCAGCCGUGGCCCACAGAGACCUGACCAGCAGGAACGUCCUGGUCAGAGCAGACCUGUCCUGCGUCCUCGCUGACUUCGGUCUGUCCAUGAGGCUGACGGGCAGCCGGGCCUGUCGCCAUGGAGACGACGACACCAUGACCAUAUCUGAGGUGGGGACGGUGCGCUACAUGUCUCCGGAGGUUCUGGGCGGAGCUCUGAACCUCAGAGACUGUGAGUCAGCGCUGAAGCAGGUGGAUGUCUACGCUCUGGGUCUGAUGUACUGGGAGAGCUUCAGGAGGUGCAGUGACCUGUUCCCAGGAGAGGCCGUCCCUGACUACCAGUUGGCGUUCCAGGCUGAGCUGGGGAACCAUCCCAGCUUUGAGGACAUGCAGGUUCUGGUGGUCCGAGAGAAACAGCGGCCCAGGUUCCCUGAACCCUGGAAGGAGAACAGUCUGGCGUUGCGCUCCCUGAAGGAGACCAUGGAGGACUGCUGGGAUCAGGACGCUGAAGCUCGACUCACUGCUCAGUGUGCAGAAGAAAGACUGGCUGAACUCACACUGCUGAGUACACACACCUCAGUACACAACCACAGGUAUGUUAAAGCAUUUUGUUCCACUAAAAAUCUCAGCACACUAAUAGGUACACACAAACAGGUACACACAUUAACAGAAAUAACUUGCCGAUGUUCUGAUUGGUGUCUCAGGAACUUGUCUCAUGGCAGAUGGCCUCCUCAGCUUGGCUCUGCCUCCCCCUACAUUGAGGACCUGCAGGUGGGCGUGGUCAAGAACCUCCAAGGAGACGGACACCCGGCGCCACUUAUCAACACGACCACAAGUGGAGCAGAAGUUACGGAGAAGAACAGGAACCAUGAACGUCAGACUCGACCGUCAGAUGUUUCCGUCAUCUACAACGCUGCCGAACCCCUACACAACGGUGGUGCCAGUUCAAGUGUCCCCAUCUGCCUGCAGCUGACAGAAGAAGACCUGCAGGCCACCAAGCUGGACCCCAAAGAGGUGGAUAAGAACCUACGGGAAACUUCUGAUGAGAACCUGAUGGAACAUUCCCUGAAGAACUUUGGCUGUGAUCCGGUUCAGACCAGCAGCCUUCCCUACCAUGAGCUGCUGCACAGCUCUGAGGCUGAACCAGGAGUCUUUAUGGAUCCUCCUCCAGCCUCCAUCCGCCACCUGCCCAAACAGCAGAACCUGCCCCAGAGGCCCACCAGCCUCCACCUGCUCCCCAAAGCCAAGGACAGCAGCUCCACCUCGUCUCGGCUGAAGCUGGGGAAGUUCAAGUCCAACCACCGACAGGUGGAAACAGGUGUUGCUAAGAUGAACACGGUGACGGUCAACGCGGCUGCAGAGCCUCACCUGGUAACCACGGUUACCAACAACAUAAGAGGAAGUGCUGCAGCUGGUAAAGACGUCCACGCUGUCACGGCGGUCGCCAGUGGCUACAGUGCAGGCGUCCCCACCCUGGUGACCAACGGGAUGAUCAGCGGAGGUAGGACUAACCCGGCCGGACCGCAGGUGGAGGAUGAGGACCAGAUGGAGGUCACGGCCAGCAGAGGAGACAACCACCUGAACCCGCUCAACUUCAGUCCCGAUGAACAUGAACCUCUACUGAGCAGAGAGCAGCCGCCCGCCGAGAGCGAACCUCUUCAUCAUCAUCAUCAUCAUCACGGCCGAGCGGGAGGGGUCCUGUCUGGACGAGGAUCCAACUCCAAUAACAACAACAACCGGUUGGCGCCGCCCACACAGGUGAUUGUCCAGGGUUCAGAGGUCCAGCCUGAAAGGACGAUGCCCUCUGAGGUCCAAGGAACCAGCAUUCCUGAUUCUGAACCACAACCGGGCAGUGAACCUCCUACCACCAUAGGUAACCACAAAGGCUCAGAUACUGGUUUCCAGAACGAUGCAGCAUCAGCGUUGGCUUCUGGAUACACCCAAAGUCCAGAAGAUCAACAGACCCUGUCUACUUUCACUGCUGAGGCUCCUCAGUGCAGAGACUCUGGUUCAACAAAAGCACCAGAAGACCAAACCUCAUUUUCAAAAGAUGUGCUAACCCUCCCUCAGAGGCCUGCGUCACCAGAAACUCCAGACCAAGAAGCUGAACCCUCAGAACAAGGAGCUAAAGCCUCACAACCAGAAGCUUCCCCUCUGGAGGUGUCAGAAACUCCAGCUUCGGAGUGUCAGGAUUUAGAAACCAAUGCUGUUGGAGAAGCUUCAGUCCCAGAACCUGCAGCUCUACCAGGUCCAGCCUUAGAACCACUGACACCAGUUCUGUUGCAGUCUCAGGAAGGACAAACCAAAGCCAGGAGACCAGAGCGUCCCUGUUCUCUGGAUCUGUCCUCAUCUUGCAUCUCUUCAGAUGAUGUCUCCAUGGUGGACGUUGGCAGUCUGAGCGCAUCCGGAGAGAAAAUUAAACGCCGUGUCAAGACUCCAUACACUCUGAAGAAGUGGCGUCCAGCCUCGUGGGUUGUCUCCACGGACACGUCUCUGGACCCGGACUUUGACUUCACCUCCAGUAGCAGCAGCCAGUUCUCCGGUGGUCUUCACAGAGCAGGAAGCCUCGGCAUCCCCAGAAUCAACCAGUCCAAAUCCAGCAUGGCGGUGUUUCUGGUGGGGGGCGGAGCUACAGCGACCACGACCUCCGAGCCCGACGGCAUGACCUGCUUCUAAAGAGCAGUCACAGCUUCCUCCUUUCCUUACAGAUUAGUUUCUUUGUCUUCCUUCUCUUCUGUUGUAAAGAAAUUGCAGUUAUCUGCAUCAUUCUGCAUCUCCCGUCAAACCAAAGGCUCCAGAGGAGAUCCAAGCUUUCUGACCAGGACGGAGUCAAACCCACUUUAAGGUCUGUUCAUGGAGUUUGUUUUUUUUCUGACGGAUUCCUGCUGAUCGACUGUUUUACCUGGAUUCAGCCUGAAGGCCUGCGAUGUCCAGAAUAUUUAGAAGAUUCUUCUACAUCUAGAUGUUUACCUCCAGACCUAACUGUUCUUCAGAUGUUUGUGGCUGGGGCCUGAAGAUCUUUAUGGGUCCACAUUCUGCUCCGUCUGAUCAAGUUUUACUGCUGCAGAUCCUGGUUUGUGUGUUGAUAGUGGAACAGCAGAGGGUUGGUUCAGGUGAAGGUUCCUGGAUCAGCCUCUAAUUCAGUUUCUACGUUAACUCAGAAUGACAAAAACGACAAAUCAUACCGACUGGACGUCACUUCAGCUCGAUGUAGGAAACACAAUAGUGGAGGUUUGUAGUGUUAGCCACGGGGAUGCUAACUUCAGACACUUUGUUAACCAAUAGUUAGCAGGAUUCUCGACCAGUACAUUGAGAAUCUACUCUUGAUCAAUCAGUUACAGUGGACUAUUAUCUGUAUGCUGUUACCAACCUUUAACUACCAUCUACAGUAGCAGCUUCAUGUUCGGUUGUCCUAGCAGAAGCCUGCUGAUCUUAAAGUGGUUCGCUCUGGUUGGAGGUCAUGACCCUCCUCAGAAGUCUUUGUCAUGGUGCCCGUUGCUAAAGUCCCACAGUGAGAUCUCUGCUGUCGUCAUCAAGAGCUUUGUGCUGCUGAUGUAAUUGGUCAAACAGCUGAUGUUCUCUUUGCUCGUGUUUUAGCUGCAGAUCAACAAACUCUCCAAAAUAACGUUAGAACCUGAACCCAGCAGCCGUCGGGCGGCACUGGUUUCUGUCCUGAAACAGCAGCAGGUGGAAACCGCACCUUUAAAUUUUGGAUUGAAUUUGUCUUUAAAGUGGAGGAUUAGCGUCUGGGCUUCUUUAUUUGUGAAGGUUCUGGACCAGCGAAGAACUUUAGGAUCUCAUGUUGUUGGCAGAAAGGUUCAGGAAAAAGAACAAACUGACAAGUUAAAGAAGAAUCAUCCUUCAGUAGAAGUCCACAGCAGCAGAAUGCUGUUUGUUCCUCAGACUGGUGUAUUAUUAGAUUAUGUGUCCAGUAGUACAUCUUUACUCAUAUUUUAUUAAUAUAUAAGAACAUUUUAUUCAUGUUUCUGUGCUAUUUAAAUGAAUAUAUUUUGAACAUUUUUAAAACAUUUUAGAGACACUUUAUUGACAUUUUGACACUUUAUUGAUGUUUUUAGUCUUUAGACACUGCUGAAUUUUAGUCACAUUUUAUUCAAACAUUUUAAAAUAUUUUUGGAAUGUUAUUUUUCACAUAUUUUCUCAAUGCUUUGGGGAUAUUUCAUCUUCAGGAUGCUGCUUUACUGCUGCUUUACUCUCCUCUACAUCCAGUUUAUAUUCAGCAGAGAAAUCUGAAGAACUAAAUUCUACUUUCAGUUCCUCUUCCGUCUGAAUUUCUGCUCACAUGUUGGAUCAUUGGAACAUUUACUGAAAUGAAAUGAAAUCUGUUGAUUCAGACAUGAGAAAUGAACCUACGGCUGUUUGGAAGAAGAAGAAAGUUUAAACCUUUAAUGUGUUUGUGAGACGUCAGCUGGUAAAUGUAGAAGAAGGAGAAACACUCAAGUACUGAAGUAGGGUACUUGAGUAAAUGUUUUUUGUUACUUUCCGCUGCUGUCGACUGAUCAGAGGAUUUAUUUUAACCCUAUCUGAAGCACUUUAAUCAGAGAUGGUGGUUUGGAAGUCUGAGGAACAGUUAGUUUCUGUCUGAAGCAGUGAAUCCUGCUCUGAAGCAUCUUCUGAUGCCUCCUAAAGUCCAACAACUGGUCCAGAAUCAGUUUAUCAGAGUCCAAACUGGUCCAGAAUCAGUUUAUCGGAGUCCAAACUGGUCCAGAAUCAGUUUAUCGGAGUCCAAACUGGUCCAGAAUCAGUUUAUCGGAGUCCAACCUGGUCCAGAAUCAGUUUAUCGGAGUCCAAGCUGGUCCAGAAUCAGUUUAUCGGAGUCCAAGCUGGUCCAGAAUCAGUUUAUCGGAGUCCAAACUGGUCCAGAAUCAGUUUAUCGGAGUCCAAGCUGGUCCAGAAUCAGUUUAUCGGAGUCCAAGCUGGUCCAGAAUCAGUUUAUCGGAGUCCAAACUGGUCCAGAAUCAGUUUAUCAGAGUCCAAACUGGUCCAGAUGAGACUCCUGCUCAGUGACCAACUCAGAAAUGUUUCUUCUCAUGUUUCAGUGAACUUCAAGUGGUUUUCAGACAUCUGAAACUGACUCAAUGAGUUCCCCCACAAACUGUGAAUCCCAGCAUCAGAAGCCACAGAAAGUUCGAACACUAGGAUGAACUGCAGGCAGUGUUUCCUCAGAGAGAAUCAAAUGAAGUCAGCAUGGCUCAGAAACAGAAAACAGAGGAGCUAGCAGCUGGAGAUCAUUUCAGCAUGGGGGAACAUCUACAGCUGAUGGUGAAACAUGUUCUACAGGCCUGGAGAGGAACAGUGGAGAUGUUUGACUCCAUUAAUGAGUGUUUUCUAACUUCCUGUUGGUUUGGAUCUUCAGAUGUUUGGGGUUCCUUCAUCCUGUAGCACACCUGGACUCAGACUGUUUAAACCUGUUGAAUGAAUGUUGUAUUUUUUAUAAGUCGGUGUGUUUGAAGCUGUUGGAUCAGCUGUUUGUCCCAACCUUUGAACAUCAGGACCAUGAAUCUGGAUCUCCACAGCUUCUACCUGUUUAGAUGUUGUUCUUCUCACACUGCUGUUAAACGCCACGUUUUCUGAAUGGAUCUUCAGAAGUAAAUGGAGCAGAGCUGAUUCUCUGUUUUUAUAAGACUUUUCUCUGGAGGUUGGACCUGAGGAUGGAACAGCUGCUUUUAUAAACCCCAGUUGUGAUCUUUCAGAUGUGUCUUUGUGUAUUCCAGCUCCUUUAAUGUGCAGUUUGUAGUGAAGCCUUACACCCUCCUACUGUUCCUUUACUGCCUUUCUGAUGCCUUCUACAGCACAGUUCUGUGUUUUCUACACUUUGUACUGUUUUUACUGCAGAUCUGCUGUGAGAGGAUGAACCGACAGGAAGGACCUGAACACGGUUAGAUCUGCUGAGGGUCCAUCAUUUACUGGCUGUUAAUUAACUCUGGUUGAAGUGAAUCUGAAAAAUAGGAAUUACAGCGAAUCAGAGGAGGAGCUUUGAUGCAUUAAUGAAAACAUUUAAAAUUCAAACUGCAUUGACUGCUUCUCUGCAGCUCCUAGUUUCUGUAGUUAAGUUCAGUAAAACAACCGUCCAAAUAACUGCUGCUGACCGAACACAAUAACCCGCAUUUAAAAGGACCACCUGUGCUUUUUCUGCCAUUUAUAUAAUGCUGAAAGUUCAGAUAAUGUUCUAAAAAUAUUCAAAAGUUGCAAAACAUUUCAGCAAAAAGUGUCAGGCAGGAAGUUGUGGUCAACCUUUAGCAGCUUUUCAGCGAAUCAGCAACCAGCUCACAUCAUGAACUUCUGGCCAACUGUGAGGAAAAGUUAUCAAAUCCAGUUUAAAAGAGCUGCACACAUUUUAAACUGUUCCAAUCAGUUUGUACAAUAAAUACGAAUAAAAUGCUAAAAAAAAAAAGAGAGAGAGAGACAGAAGAGACAAGUUGGUCAGAUCAAAUUCCAAAUAUAAUGGGCAUGGAGUAAAAUCUGAAAGAUCAUUUGUUCCUCUAAAGCAAAAUGACAGUAAGGAGCAGCAGACCAUUCUAUAGAAUUAUAGAAUGACAGUGAGGAGCAGCAGACCAUUCUAUAGAAUUAUAGAAUGACAGUGAGGAGCAGCAGACCAUUCUACAGAAUUAUAGAAUGACAGUGAGGAGCAGCAGACCAUUCUAUAGAAUUAUAGAAUGACGGUGAGGAGCAGCAGACCAUUCUACAGAAUUAUAGAAUGACGGUGAGGAGCAGCAGACCAUUCUAUAGAAUUAUAGAAUGACAGUGAGGAGCAGCAGACCAUUCUAUAGAAUUAUAGAAUGACGGUGAGGAGCAGCAGACCAUUCUACAGAAUUAUAGAAUGACAGUGAGGAGCAGCAGACCAUUCUAUAGAAUUAUAGAAUGACGGUGAGGAGCAGCAGACCAUUCUAUAGAAUUAUAGAAUGACAGUGAGGAGCAGCAGACCAUUCUAUAGAAUUAUAGAAUGACGGUGAGGAGCAGCAGACCAUUCUAUAGAAUUAUAGAAUGACAGUGAGGAGCAGCAGACCAUUCUAUAGAAUUAUAGAAUGACGGUGAGGAGCAGCAGACCAUUCUAUAGAAUUAUAGAAUGACGGUGAGGAGCAGCAGACCAUUCUACAGAAUUAUAGAAUGACAGUGAGGAGCAGCAGACCAUUCUAUAGAAUUAUAGAAUGACAGUGAGGAGCAGCAGACCAUUCUACAGAAUUAUAGAAUGACGGUGAGGAGCAGCAGACCAUUCUAUAGAAUUAUAGAAUGACAGUGAGGAGCAGCAGACCAUUCUACAGAAUUAUAGAAUGACGGUGAGGAGCAGCAGACCAUUCUAUAGAAUUAUAGAAUGACAGUGAGGAGCAGCAGACCAUUCUAUAGAAUUAUAGAAUGACGGUGAGGAGCAGCAGACCAUUCUAUAGAAUUAUAGAAUGACGGUGAGGAGCAGCAGACCAUUCUACAGAAUUAUAGAAUGACAGUGAGGAGCAGCAGACCAUUCUAUAGAAUUAUAGAAUGACAGUGAGGAGCAGCAGACCAUUCUACAGAAUUAUAGAAUGACGGUGAGGAGCAGCAGACCAUUCUAUAGAAUUAUAGAAUGACAGUGAGGAGCAGCAGACCAUUCUACAGAAUUAUAGAAUGACGGUGAGGAGCAGCAGACCAUUCUAUAGAAUUAUAGAAUGACGGUGAGGAGCAGCAGACCAUUCUAUAGAAUUAUAGAAUGACAGUGAGGAGCAGCAGACCAUUCUAUAGAAUUAUAGAAUGACAGUGAGGAGCAGCAGACCAUUCUAUAGAAUUAUAGAAUGACAGUGAGGAGCAGCAGACCAUUCUAUAGAAUUAUAGAAUGACAGUGAGGAGCAGCAGACCAUUCUACAGCUCUACAGAAUGCUCUGACACUGUGUGAGAUGAACAUUUUUUGUGGGUAAAACAGUGAAAUAAUAUUGAGCAUUAUAGGUUCCCUUUAAUACUGAUACAGUUUAUUAAGCUAAUUAAAACAAGAAAACAAUGUUUAUAUCUUGUUUUAUCGUAAUUAUUUUAAAAAACUAUUAUAAACAAUGAGCAGGCUAACAGAAUAAGUUAGCUCAUAGCUCGUUUUAAAAAAAAGCUGAAAUAUCACUGGUGUAAGUUUUACUUUCCAUCGUGUGAAUGUGGACUGACUUUAAACUGACCAAUAGGAGCUGUUGUUUUUGUUGUGUGGCAGGCUGAUGAUGUCAUUUCCUGUAGCUGAGAAGGCGUCCCAUGAAGUUGAACCUCCUGCAUGAAGCUUCACUCACAUGUUGAGCAGCUCAGACAGCGUGUAGAUAGAAACCUGAUAUUUAACUGGUUCAGUGGUAUUCACGUGUAUUUCUGUACGAUAGUCUGAGUCGUGUAAAUACUCUGUACUGCACAUUGUGUACUUUCAUAUAGUGUCGUAUUUUGCACACAGCUGCAUGAACAUUAACCAUCAGCCUCAUGUUGUAUCUCCAUGUAGAGUUCAUCAUUAAAGAAUAAAGUGCAGAACAUC